This is a messenger RNA of Spirometra erinaceieuropaei, 1296 nucleotides long. NCBI's taxonomy places the organism in Eukaryota, Metazoa, Platyhelminthes, Cestoda, Diphyllobothriidea, Diphyllobothriidae. The record is from the annotation of a GenBank genome assembly.
AUGGUCAAUUUUUACCGUCGGUUCCUACCGAACUGUGCUGACCUCAUGCUGUCGCUCACCAACAUGCUUUCUGGUCCCAAAGGUCCCCUCGAGCUGACUGGUGAAGCACUGUUUGCUUUUGAGAGAAUCAAGAAUUCGCUUGCCGAUACCGCCUUACUCACGCAUCCCGCUCCCGAAGCUCAGCUGUCUCUGAUGGUAGAUGCCUCGACUGUAGCCGUAGGUGCAGUCCUUCAGCAACACCUUGCUGGUUCGACUCAACCACUUGCCUUUUUCUCCAAAAAGCUCUUACCGGCUGAGACAAGCUAUUGUACAUUUGGCCGUGAACUACUUGCCAUUUACCUGGCUGUGAAGCAUUUCCGGCAUUCCCUUGAAGAUCGUGACUUCACUGUCUUCAAUGAUCACAAACCGUUGACUUUUGCACUUCGUUCCCACUCCGACAAGUACAAUCCGAGGGAAAUCGCCCACCCGGACUACAUCUCCCAAUUCACCACCGACAUCCGCCAUAUUGAUGGAACGAAGAAUGAGGUGGCUGAUAUGCUGUCCAGACCCUCACUGUCUUCCCUCCAACUCUCACACGCGAUCGAUCUUUGUGCCAUGGCGGCUGAGCAACAGCGAGUCGGUUGUCCUGGCGACGAGUCUGAUAGUGGUCUCCAACUCGAAGACGUUCCUCUGACCACCGGCUCUGGUACCAUACUUUGUGACGUCUCAACUCCCUUUCAUCGCCCUUUUGUGCCCACGUCGAUGCGUCGAGCUGUAUUUCAAACUCUGCAUGGACUCUCCCACCCCGGGAUCCAAGCCUCUCAAAAGCUCCUCGCGGAAAGGUUUGUCUGGCCUGGCAUGAACAAGGACGUCAAAGCUUGGGCCCGGUCGUGUCUGAGCUGCCAGCGCAACAAGGUGCAGCGUCACAACAAGUCCUCACCAGGCACUUUCUUCAGUCCCGACGCACGGUUCAGCCAUGUGCAUCUGGAUGUCGUAGGCCCCUUGCCUCCAUCCAAUGGUUUCACCUACCUCCUUACCUGUGUCGAUCAAUAUACUCGCUGGGCUGAAGCUAUUCCUUUGCCGAAUGUUCAGGCUGAAACCAUCGUGAAGGCCUUCGUCAGUCGUUGGGUCGCCAUGUUCGGUGCCCCAUCCACAGUUACGACUGAUCGUGGUGCCCAGUUUGAGUCAGCACUCUUCCAAACGCUACUCAAUUUCCUUGGCUGCACACGCAUUCGAACGACAGCGUACCACCCCGCUGCCAACGGUAUGGUGGAACGUUUCCAUCGUCAGCUAAAGACCGCCCUGCGUGCCGUAUAA